Mauremys reevesii (Reeves's turtle) is the source of this 1139-nucleotide messenger RNA. It is a transcript of the gene EFHD2, whose product is annotated as EF-hand domain family member D2. The coding region runs from base 90 to 803 and encodes 237 amino acids. Lineage: Eukaryota; Metazoa; Chordata; Testudines; Geoemydidae. The record is from RefSeq and is a predicted model, not a curated record. The transcript has 4 exons. Gene Ontology annotation, molecular function: calcium ion binding.
GGCGGGGCCGGCUAAUCAGCUGGGCCAGUCGCCGCCGCCGCUGCAGAGUCUCGGCCGCGCCAGGCGCCGCGCAUCGGGCUCCCGGGACCAUGGCCACGGACGAGCUGGCCAGCAAGCUGGGCCGCCGGCUGCAGAUCGAGGAGGAGGGCGGCGGGCCCGAGGGGCAGAACGGGGAGGAGGCGGCGGAGCCCGAGCCCGACGGCCCGGAGCCCCUGGGCGGCGGCGCGGACGGCGAGCUGAGCGCCAAGCUGCAGCGGCGCACGGAGCUCAGCCAGGGCGGCGGGGAGCUCUCGCCGGGCGGCGGCCGCAAGGUCUUUAACCCCUACACCGAGUUCCGCGAGUUCUCCCGCCGGCAGAUCCGCGACAUGGAGCGUCUCUUCCGGCAGUAUGACGCGGGGAAAGAUGGCUUCAUUGACCUGAUGGAAUUGAAGCUAAUGAUGGAAAAACUAGGAGCAUCACAAACGCACCUUGGGCUGAAGAAUAUGAUCAAAGAAGUAGAUGAAGAUUUUGACGGCAAACUUAGCUUCCGGGAGUUUCUCCUGAUUUUCCGCAAAGCCGCGGCGGGUGAGUUGCAGGAAGACAGCGGGCUUCACGCCUUAGCGCGGCUCUCGGAGAUCGACGUCUCCACGGAGGGCGUGAAAGGAGCCAAAAGCUUCUUCGAGGCCAAAGUCCAAGCUAUUAAUGAGGCCAGCCGCUUCGAAGAGGAGAUCAAAGCCGAGCAGGAGGAGAAGAAAAAGCAGGCGGAGGAGAUGAAGCAGAGGAAAGCCGCCUUUAAGGAACUACAGUCCGCCUUCAAGCAAUGAUCAGAGGGCGGGCGGGGGUGGGCGGGCAGCAGCCCUGGACAGGACUUCCACGGUACAGAGUGCCAAGGAGGUGCCGAGCGAACCGCUGUCUGGGAAAGAUCCGGGAUGAUUUGUGUAAGUGAUGGUUGAAGGGACCAAUUUCUAAAGAACAUUUUUUUUUGUCUGUGAAUCCAGAGUUGUUGGGCCACCUUCAGGGACGGGCUGCUGGCAGUUUUGUUUAUCAUCCUGCUUCCUUGCACUGUAAAUAUGGCAAGUGAAGACUUGGUUUCCCAUUAGUCUGUUAGCUGUUCUGUGACAAUGUGCGUCUGCAGGUGUAACGUUGCUUUAAAAAAAAAA